UUGUAUGGUAAACAUUGACAUCUGUCUGGGUGGAACACCCUCCAUAAUGGGUGUCUGUGUGGGACACCCUCCAUUACGGCUCCAUCAGUGUUGAGCCCUCUCACUCUGAUUGUAUGGGACACUCAAUUACGGCUCCUUGUGUUUCCAAUCUUCUUCCUCUGGCAGGAUUACUUCCACGUGCAACUGUCAGACGACAAGCAGGUGAGGCACUUCCUGGAGCUGAGCUAUGCUGGUGCCAUCCUUCGGGACAGCUGGGUCCUGACAGACGUUGGCAUCACCCCUAGCAGUGCCAUCUGCUGCCUGCUGAAGCGGGAGCCGGUGGUGCGUGUGUUCAGUGCCGUGACGGGGGAGACCCUCUCAGUCUUGGGCACUGUGUUUCUCCUGAGUACGUCUGUGGCCAGGCUCAUGACCCUGGUGUCCCAGCAGUGUGGGCUUCCCGUCAGCUCCUUCAGACUGAGCUCUCCCACCGGCCUGCAACUCUACGACUGCAACCGGCUGCACGACUACGCCAUUGACCUGGGGGCUACUCUACGGUUGGACACCUGGGAUGGGUGGGCGGAGUUCCUCAGAGGCUGCUUCCUGGGACACAGACUGACCGUCCAACGACACCUGUCUAGGGAGAGACCUGUGAUGAGGUCAGAAUACACAUCUACACACUGAACUGUAUGAUAGACUUACUAUCAACAGUGAU
Oncorhynchus masou masou (cherry salmon) is the source of this 691-nucleotide messenger RNA. RefSeq names its product protein ANKUB1-like. The record is from RefSeq and is a predicted model, not a curated record. Bases 406 to 660 code for a protein of 84 amino acids. The transcript is spliced from 3 exons. Lineage: Eukaryota; Metazoa; Chordata; Actinopteri; Salmoniformes; Salmonidae.